This is a messenger RNA of Frankliniella occidentalis (western flower thrips), 1122 nucleotides long. Its product is annotated as defensin-1-like. The transcript is spliced from 3 exons. The coding region runs from base 154 to 441 and encodes 95 amino acids. Gene Ontology annotation, biological process: humoral immune response; defense response to bacterium. The record is from RefSeq and is a predicted model, not a curated record. Lineage: Eukaryota; Metazoa; Arthropoda; Insecta; Thysanoptera; Thripidae.
UUGUGCCUCGCCGGCGGCAGCACACUUCGCUCGCUGAUAAGGGACCUGGUAGGCUGUCCCAGCGAAUCGGCCCCCGGCCUUUACUGCACAGGGACGUCGGGGACCCUCUUGGCUGCUGUCGACAUUCCUAGUGUUGAGCUUCGCAUCAGCACCAUGCAGAGCCUCACCUUCAGAGGAUCGCUGAGUGUGUCCGUGAUCGUCCUCGCCGUGUUGGCCGUCUCUGCCGCCGGGCCCAGCACCCGCCCGGAGUCUAGGACGCCGUCGCCGGUGUCGGCGUCGGUGGACGAGAGCACUGGCCGCUCGCCCCGGAUAAACUGCGACCAGCUGCCGCCCAUCAUCGGCGGUCAGAACGUGGCCUGCGCCGCCCACUGCCUGACGCAGCAGGGGAAAUUGGGCGGUCACUGCAAUAGCGAAGGCGUCUGCGUCUGCCGUGGUGACUGACGACCGUCAUUCGAGACAUGGCGCAAACUGUGAGAAAAUCUGACAGAAUACAGAUCUGUGCCAAAACAAAAAUAGCUAAAAAGUUAACAUUUUGGCACAAUGUUCCAUCAAGACGUUAGAAGGUAACAAGACCGCGAGCGCCGGGCGGUACCUAAUGUAUUCCUCUUUAUUUGGCACAGACGACAAGCUGUUCCGGUUCACAGUUCACAGGGACACGGGGACCACCUAAACUGCUCCCGUAGGCGGCGCGCGACCCGACUCGGAAAAGUUUUCCGCAAUAACGGGAUUGGCAAGCGUCCUGCUGCUCGCGCAGUUUUCAUCCCCGGCUCCGUUACAACGUUUGCCUCGCCCCGCCCCUCCCCCGUACUUAUAACUACAUAACUUUAAGGGCCGAGAGCCUCCUAUUUGCACAACCUGUUACUACAGCUCGAGGGGGGCCUCGCGAAUAACUUUCCGAAAGCAGAGAAUCGAUUCAAGCGCCCCCUGCGUCCGCCUGCGAUCCAGAACCGGAACAAGGUAGUCGCUGCCAAAUGAAAAGGAAACAGGUUGGUACAAACCACCGUACCGUUAUGGGUAACCACAGUAAAACCCGAUAUAUGCAAUGUAAAGAUUAAUACCUUUGCAAAAUUAGGAUCAAAUCAGUCAAAUCGAAAAAAAAAAAAACUUGAUAAGGCAACAUUA